Messenger RNA from Mercurialis annua (annual mercury), 2070 nucleotides. Its product is annotated as probable protein phosphatase 2C 46. Bases 512 to 1705 code for a protein of 397 amino acids. The record is from RefSeq and is a predicted model, not a curated record. Gene Ontology annotation, biological process: protein dephosphorylation. NCBI's taxonomy places the organism in Eukaryota, Viridiplantae, Streptophyta, Magnoliopsida, Malpighiales, Euphorbiaceae. The transcript has 5 exons. Gene Ontology annotation, molecular function: protein serine/threonine phosphatase activity; cation binding.
UUUUUCCCUUUGAGUUUCUUUCAUUGACUCUCAUAAAACACUUCUCUCUCUAUAAAAAGUUCAGUAAAUUUUGCUUCUCUCUGUUACCUCUCCAUCUUUACUUGCAAAAUAGCAAUAGUGGGCGUGGAGCCCAGACCUGGACCUCUGCUUUGCUGGCUUCAAACUCUCCAUUGUUGCUCUUUUAUGGGGCUUGUCUGCUAACUCAACUCUACCCAAAAAACUUCUAUUUUUUCUCUUCAUAAUUUAGCCGCAGCCCAGUUCUUGUUCUUGCUUGUUUUUGAUUGUAUUGGUGGAUCCACAGAUCUAGUAGCUUGAAUUAUCACUCAUAGGAAGUUGGGGUUUUUUGUGUUUUGAAGGGCAAGUUAAAUUUGUGAAAUUUUUAAGUGUAUAGUUGCUGUCUUGUUAAGUAGAAGAGGAGAGGAAUUCACUGCUGGGGUUUCUCUUGUUCAGAGGGUUUCUGGGUAUCUGUUAAAUGUUGAUAAAUUGGAGGGUUCUUUGGAUGAGAUGAGGGAUGUUAUCUGGGUUGAUGAACUUUUUGAGGGCCUGCUUUCGGCCGAGGUCCGAUCGAUAUGUGCAUACCAACUCCGAUAGCAGUGGCCGUCAAGAUGGAUUAUUAUGGUAUAAAGACCAUGGGCAACACUAUAGUGGUGAAUUCUCGAUGGCGGUGGUGCAGGCCAAUAAUCUACUUGAAGAUCAAAGCCAGCUUGAAUCAGGCAGUUUAAGCUUACUUGACUCUGGCCCAUUCGGUACCUUUGUUGGAGUUUAUGAUGGACAUGGAGGACCGGAGACUUCACGCUACGUCAAUGAUCACCUCUUUCAGCAUCUCAAGAGGUUUACUUCAGAGCAACAAUCAAUGUCAGUUGAUGUUAUACGAAAGGCAUUUCAAGCAACAGAGGACGGGUUUUUGUCUCUUGUUACGAAACAAUGGUCUACGAAACCACAAAUUGCUGCAGUUGGAUCAUGUUGUCUAGCUGGUGUAAUCUGUGGUGGAAACCUAUACAUCGCCAGCCUUGGUGAUUCUCGUGCUGUGUUGGGUAGAGCCGUGAAGGCAACAGGGGAAGUUUUGGCCAUUCAGCUCUCAGCUGAGCAUAAUGUCUGUAUAGAGUCUGUGAGACAGGAGAUGCACGCUCUGCACCCUGAUGAUUCACAGAUUGUAGUUCUAAAACAUAAUGUGUGGCGAGUAAAAGGUCUCAUACAGAUUUCCAGAUCUAUUGGUGAUGUAUAUCUGAAAAAGGCUGAGUUCAAUAGGGAGCCUUUAUAUGUAAAAUUCCGGCUACGUGAGCCUUUCAAAAAGCCAAUAUUAAGUGCUGAUCCAUCAAUAACAGUGCAUCAGCUGCAGCCUCAAGAUCAAUUUGUUAUAUUUGCAUCCGAUGGCCUUUGGGAGCACCUUAGCAAUCAAGAAGCAGUCGAUAUAGUACAAAACCAUCCUCGCAAUGGAAGUGCAAAGAGACUGGUUAAAACUGCUCUUCAAGAAGCAGCAAAGAAGAGAGAAAUGAGGUAUUCAGACUUGAAGAAAAUUGACCGUGGUGUCCGACGGCAUUUCCACGACGAUAUCACUGUGAUUGUUGUGUUUCUUGACUCAAAUGUUGCGAGCAAGGCUAGUUCAGCCAAGUUCUCGAAUAUAUCUGUGAGAGGGGGCGGCAUCAGCUUGCCCCAAAACAUACUGGCUCCUUGUACUACGCCAACGGAAGCUGGCAGUACCUAAUGAAGCUACGUCUUCGAUUUUUAUCUCCUGUAUUAUUCUCAUGUGGAUACCAGGUAGCUUCCUGAAGAGAAAGAGAGGUAGAGAGGAGCCAACCUUAGAUUCUUUAAUGUACACUGUAACUGUUAACGUGGAACUGAUACUCGCAUUUAGCUUCUGUUUCAGAAAAACUAGAACCAGAGAAGAAGUACAAGGUGACAAUUAUUAUAGUUAUUUCUUGGGAAGUCUUCCUUUUUUGUCUUAGUUCCUUUGUCGACGUCUUUUUAAUUUUUUUGUAUAUUGUACAACCUGAAAAGUGUAAGUUCUUCCUGCUUUACGAUCACAAUUAAGUUUACUACAGAUAACACGGAGCAAAGUUUCAUCUUUAA